AACCAGGUGCUGAUCAGUCAACUUAUAAAACUAGUCCAUAGUAUAAGACAAACAUAUUUUUCGUUACAUUUUCUCAUAACUAGUAUUCAAUUCAUUAAACGAAAAAAUAAUUAUAUUUUUUAAAACUAUUUCUCAAAUAAUAAGCAAAAAGUUUUUGUCUCAAAAUCAUGAGUCGUUUUGUGUGCAUAAGUCUACUCGCGAUGGUUGUCCUCAUCAAUGUUGUUAACGCUCACUACGCACCGGGACUCGUGAUCAGUAGCCGUAUCAGUCCCCUACUGUCCACAUACGAGGGUCAUUUAGGUCGUUACCGGCAUAACCAUCAUCAUCGGCACCGGUAUCACCAGUUGGAGCACGAGUUCCGCCGUAUCCGAGAGUUGGAAAGAGAGCUCCUGGAGAUUGAGGCCUCGGGGGUAGGCCUACUCGAGCCGGACUACUAUUUUGAUGUGGAAAGGCGUCUGGAAAGGCAUGAGCUGAGAUUGGCUGAGAUAUUGGACUGAGCGCACCGGUAGUGGAUAAGGUUAUACGCGUUAUUCAAGGGACAACCGUUUUUAUGUUAGCUAUGUGAUUAUUUAUUAUGCUUUUUAAUGCGUUUUAUUGUAUUUCUACUUAUUUAUCAUUUAUUUUAUGACAAAUUAUUUAAUUUUUUCAAACUAGCAC
Molecule: messenger RNA, 657 nt
Organism: Oppiella nova
Lineage: Eukaryota; Metazoa; Arthropoda; Arachnida; Sarcoptiformes; Oppiidae
Source: the annotation of a GenBank genome assembly